AUGUCUACGAUCACCGAGGUCACCAGCCAGUCCCAGUGGGAGCAGCUGCUGGGCUCCGUGCCCCCGUCAGCCCUCGUCAUCAUCUCCUUCCAUGCGCCAUGGGCAGCCCCGUGCGCGCAAAUGGCGACUGUCCUGUCGACCCUGGCCUCCGAAUAUCCCGUCACCGAGCCCCCGAGCACCGUAUGGGCCUCCGUCAACGCCGAAGACCUCAGCGACAUCAGCGAGACCUACGACGUCACCGCCGUUCCCUUCCUCGUCCUGUUGAGAAACGGCAAGGUUGUCGAGACGGUCAGUGGCAGCAGCGCCGUCAAGGUGCGGACGGCCAUCGAGACACAUGCACGGGCCGAUGCCAACACAACGGCGGGCGGUGACGCCAUGAAUGGCGUUGAGAAGACCGGCGGCAAGCCCGUCGUGGAGGAGGCGCCCGUAGACCCUGUCAAGCAAAAGGAGGAGCUUUUCAAGCGGUUGGGAGACCUGGUCAAGGCGGCACCUGUCAUGCUGUUCAUGAAGGGAACGCCCAGCUCCCCGCAGUGCGGUUUCUCGCGGCAGCUGGUGGGAAUUCUGCGAGAGCAUUCGGUCAAGUACGGUUUCUUCAACAUCCUGGCCGACGACGAGGUUCGCCAGGGCUUGAAGGAGUUUGCAGACUGGCCAACCUACCCGCAGCUCUGGGUCGAUGGCGAGCUGGUUGGUGGGCUGGAUAUUAUCAAGGAGGAGUUGGGUAACGACGAGGAUUUUUUCAAGCCGUACAGUGUCAGCGGCCCUAACGAUGCUGCGGUGGCAUGA
Messenger RNA from Purpureocillium lilacinum, 783 nucleotides. RefSeq names its product monothiol glutaredoxin grx4. Gene Ontology annotation, molecular function: 2 iron, 2 sulfur cluster binding. Gene Ontology annotation, biological process: intracellular iron ion homeostasis. NCBI's taxonomy places the organism in Eukaryota, Fungi, Ascomycota, Sordariomycetes, Hypocreales, Ophiocordycipitaceae. The record is from RefSeq and is a predicted model, not a curated record. Gene Ontology annotation, cellular component: cytosol; nucleus.